Messenger RNA from Zootermopsis nevadensis, 3684 nucleotides. RefSeq names its product sec1 family domain containing Slh (gene Slh). Lineage: Eukaryota; Metazoa; Arthropoda; Insecta; Blattodea; Termopsidae. Gene Ontology annotation, biological process: vesicle-mediated transport. The record is from RefSeq and is a predicted model, not a curated record.
UAUUAAUCGAUUCUGUGUAUCGAACGCUAGGGUUACAUUCAUAACAAUCGUCAUUAAAUGUGUGUACACGUCAUUAAUUGUAGGUGUUUAAGUUUGCGUGUGAAACAUGGUGACAUUAAGAGAAAAACAGAUAGGUGCUUUGAAACAGAUGUUGAAUCUGAAUCAACCACAAACUAAGACAUUAGCUGGAGAACCAGUAUGGAAAAUAUUAAUUUAUGAUCGCUGUGGUCAAGAUAUCAUAUCUCCAUUGAUUUCAAUCAAAGAACUACGAGAAAUGGGAGUAACAUUGCAUGUACAACUUCAUUCAGACCGUGACCCAAUCCCUGAUGUCCCUGCAGUUUAUUUCUGUCUUCCAACAGAAGAGAAUUUGGGUCGCAUCGGGCAGGACUUUCAAAGUAACCUGUAUGAUGCUUACUAUCUCAAUUUUAUCUCACCGAUAUCAAGACAGAGGCUUGAAGACUUGGCUGCUGCAGCACUGCAAGCAAACUGUGUAUCACAGAUACAGAAAGUUUUCGAUCAGUACUUGAAUUUCAUCUCUUUGGAGGAUAAUAUGUUUUUCCUGAAACAUCAGAAUAGCGAAGCCAUCUCAUAUUAUGCAAUAAAUAGAGGUGAGAUUAAAGACACAGAAAUGGAGAGCAUCAUGGAUACAAUAGUGGACAGCCUGUUCUCAGUUUUUGCUACAUUAGGUACUAUUCCUGUGAUCAGGUGCCCGCGUGGGAAUGCUGCUGAGAUGGUAGCAGAAAAGCUAGACAAAAAAUUACGUGAGAUUCUCAGGGACACUCGUAAUAAUCUGUUCCAAAUGGAUUCUGCAUCUCAUGGUGGGGUCCAUUUUAGUUUUCAGCGGCCGCUGCUUAUCAUCCUCGAUCGUAAUGUUGAUAUGGCAACUCCCCUUCAUCACACAUGGACGUACCAGGCAUUGGCACACGAUGUUUUGGAUUUAACUCUCAACCGAGUGGUAGUCGAAGAGAAUGUGGGCCGUUCUCCAGGAGGUGGGGCUAAAGUGAAGACCCGUGCCUGUGAUCUGGAUUCACGAGACAGGUUCUGGAUGGCACACAAAGGUAGUCCAUUUCCCACUGUGGCAGAAGCUAUUCAGGAGGAGCUGGAGCAAUACAGAUCGUCAGAAGAGGAGGUCAAGAAGCUUAAGGCCACGAUGGGGAUCGAUAAUGAGAGUGAAGCAGCAUUUUCGAUGGUAACAGACAACACAGCUCGUCUCACAUCAGCUGUCAAUUCUCUGCCUCAGCUUCUGGAUAAGAAAAAACUUAUUGACAUGCAUACGACGGUGGCCUCCGCAAUCCUGAAUUAUAUCAAAUCUCGUCGACUGGACACAUUGUUUGAGUUUGAGGAGAAAGUGAUGAGUAAACCUGCAACGCUGGAUCGCAACAUCAUGGAACUGCUCACAGACCCAGAUGCUGGUAACCCAGAAGACAAGAUGAGACUGUUUAUAAUCUUCUAUAUAUGCUCACAUUCCAUAUCAGAGGCUGAGUUCGACCGCUACGUGGCUGCUUUGCAGAGUGCUGGCUGUGACCUCCAUCCACUUUCAUAUAUCAAGAGGUGGAAAGCGUAUGCUAAGAUGGCUGCAACACCAAACCAGUAUGUUGGUGGUGGCACCAAGACGGUCGGAAUGUUCUCCAAGCUGGUUUCCCAGGGUUCUUCCUUUGUCAUGGAGGGGGUAAAGAACUUGGUCGUCAAGCGGCAUAAUUUACCAGUGACAAGAAUUGUUGAUGAACUGAUGGAAAUGAAUACUUCACAAGAAACAGAGGACUAUCGGUAUUUUGAUCCUAAACAGUUGCGAGUAACAGACAGUUCCCAGAGCCCUCGCAACCGAACUCCAUUCCAGGAAGCCAUUGUAUUUAUGGUUGGUGGUGGCAACUACAUUGAAUAUCAGAAUCUUCUUGACUUUACAAAGGGAAAAGCUGGUGGAUCUACCAGCAAGAGAGUUAUCUAUGGCGCAUCAACAUUGAAUAAUGCAAAACAGUUCCUUAAGCAGCUCUCUCUGUUGGGACAAGAACUGCACUGAUGUGGCCAUUAGUGCACUAUAAGGGAACUGUAUUGAAAGAAAUGUUUAUAGCCUGUGAAGAUUGGUAAUGUCCCAAAAUAAUACCACCUGAUGUGGUGGGGUGUUACUGUUUUGGGAUAUCUGUCGGUAAGGUUUGUUGAUUCGGCUGUGCAUAUGGACAUUGUACCUGUAACGUACUUCAUAUGAACACAGCUUAUUAUUCAUCAUUAUUUAAACGUAAGUCACAGCAAGCAACGGAAGUACAAAUCAGAUUCACAGUGAAAUUAAAAUAUCUUCUGGAAGUUCUUACUGAUAUAUCUUGUCUGAUAUCUAAAAUGAAAUGUGUGGAUCAGUUGUUUUGCUCUUAUAGUUUUGUAUAAUUGUGAAACAGUCUCUUAAUAUGGAGGAACUUAAACUGUAAGAAAUUGAACAUAAUUGUGAUUAAGUAAAUGAGAGGUGAGAGAAUCACAUUAUACAGAUUUAUCUUCUUGUGAUAUUGUUAGGUGACAAAAGGCUAUGUUAUUAGCUGCAGUUCUUGGCACUUUUGGUGGAACCAGGUAUUAAAAUAGAUCUUAUAAAUAAUUUUGGUAGUAUAGAAGGGCUGGUACUGCUUUGGUUUAGUGGUUAAUAUACCAGAAAAUUAUAUGAUGAAAACAUCUAGCAGCCUCAACUCUUUGUCCUAUACUUAUGGACGAUAAUCUCACUGUUGAAGAUAUAUACAGUGUGUCCGUAAAAUAAUGGUGGGGUAACAAACAGUCACCGGAGAAUUUAAUUCUCCAGUUAGAUUGAGCUCCUCCAAAUUUUUCCACAUUCGUGCAGGAUUACCUAAACCAAACAUUUCUUCAGCGAUGGGUCGGACGAGGAGGGUGGAUAGCCUGGCCUCCACGCUCUCCAGAUCGUAACCCUAUGGAUUUUUAUUUAUGGGGUUAUGUGAAGCAACAAGUGUUCUCUGUCCAAAUAACAAAUUUGGACUAUUUGAAAGAACGGCUCACUGAAGCUGUUUCAUCUAUCACACUGGAUGUUCUCGGUCGUGUAUGGCAAGAGCUUGAAUAUUGUCUUGAUGUCUGCAGGGCAAGUAAAGGAGCAUAUAUCAAAAUCUACUGAACAGGUAAGAUUCUUGGAGAGUUUGUCUUUAUUUUGAUGUUUAUUUCAUGUCUCUAUCGUGCUUUGUUCUAAAACUAUGAUUGUUUGUUACCCCACCAUUAUUUUACGGACACACAGUGACCCACUUUAUGCCAAAUCAGCAUUUUCUGACACCUUGUAAAGAUGUUGAUGAAGACAUUCAUGACAACAGGAAGAAACUGUAAUCUUUACUGAGUUGGUAGACCUUCUGUGCAGUACAGUAUGUCCGAGUGCAAAUAAUUAAAUUAAUUUAAUUUAAAAUAAAUGGAAAAUAAUGAAAGAAAAACAUAUGAAGUUGUAUAAAACCAUGACAUUGCCAGUGCUUGAAUCAUAACUUAACUAGAUGGCUUUGGGAACCUGAAGGUUCAUCAUUGAAUUAUACAAAGCCCUCCACUGGGCCAGCAAAAUCCAAUCGCCAUGGUGGUGAAUCAUGGACAAAAAAAAUUGCAAGUGUUUGGGUAUCGCAAAUUACCUUAUUGUGUAAGGUCAUUGGAUGUACAAUAACGGUUGUCAAUAAUAAAGAUACAUGAAUUGUAUAUAUUUUAAAUAAAAAAUACAAUAUCUGA